Messenger RNA from Micropterus dolomieu (smallmouth bass), 2977 nucleotides. RefSeq names its product cullin-associated NEDD8-dissociated protein 1-like. The transcript is spliced from 16 exons. Gene Ontology annotation, cellular component: nucleus. The annotation marks the transcript as partial. Gene Ontology annotation, biological process: protein ubiquitination; SCF complex assembly. NCBI's taxonomy places the organism in Eukaryota, Metazoa, Chordata, Actinopteri, Centrarchiformes, Centrarchidae. The record is from RefSeq and is a predicted model, not a curated record.
AGUCAGGCGAUGAGUACAGUGACGAUGAUGAUAUGAGCUGGAAGGUGCGGCGCUCCUCAAUCAAGUGUCUGGAGGCGUUGAUCAACACCCGCCGGGACCUUCUCCUCUCCUUCUACUCCUCCAUCUGCCCCGCUCUGCUGGCCCGAUUCAAGGAGCGUGAGGAGAACGUGAGGGCGGACGUCUUUGCUGCUUUUUCAACGCUGCUGAGACAAACACGAGUGGGAUCGGGCCACCAUGGCCUCAUCACGGCCUGUUCAGACUCAGGGGUGACCAGGGAGGAAGAGCCAGCUGUCGCCAUGCUGAAGUCACAGGUGCCAGCGAUAGUGAAGGCUCUCCACAGACAGCUGAAGGAGAAGAGCAUUAAGUCUCGACAGGGCUGCUUCUGUCUCCUCACUGAACUGGCUCACACUGUACCCGGAGCCCUGGAGCAGCAUAUACCUGCUCUAAUACCUGGUAUUGUCUUCUCCCUGACAGACAAGUCCACCUCCUCCACCAUGAGGAUCGAUGCUCUCUCCUUCUUCCACGUCCUCCUCCUCUCCCAUCCUCCUCAAGCCUUUCAGCCACACAUGCAGGUGCUGCUGCCCCCGGUGGUGGCGUGUGUAGAAGACACUUUUUAUAAGAUCGCCUCAGAGGCUCUGUUGGUCACCCAGCAGCUGGUCAGAGUGAUGAGACCGCAAGGACAGACCGCCACAGCGGGAGAGUUCGACCCCAAGCCGUUUGUCAAAGAGGUGUUUUCUGUAACCAUGAAGAGGCUGAAAGCAACAGACAUCGACCAGGAAGUGAAAGAGAGGGCUAUUUCCUGCAUGGGUCACAUGGUAUGUCACCUUGGCGACCACCUGGCGGCCGAGCUGCAGGGUGUUUUGGCGAUCUUUCUGGAGAGGUUAAAGAAUGAGAUCACAAGACUGACAGCAGUUAGGACCAUCACCCUCAUAGCUGCUUCUCCAUUAAAGAUUAACUUGUCGUCCAUCCUGCCAGAAGCUUUGUCUGUGUUGGGAUCUUUCCUGCGGAAGAACCAGCGCGCUCUGAAGCUCGGCACGCUGGCGUGUCUUACCACGCUGGUCACGCAUCACGGUGCCAGCAUCAAACCUGCAGCACUGGAGCCGGUGCUGAGCGAGCUUCCUGGUCUGGUGGAUGAGAACGAUAUGCAUGUAUCACAGGUAUCCGUCACCUUGCUGACCUGCAUGGCCAAAGCCUGCCCCACCUCUCUGGCGAAGAUCUGCUCCUCUGUGCUGCCGGGAGUCUUCAGGCUCGUCCAUUCUCCACUGCUGCAGGGUGGAGCGCUGGCAGCCAUACUGGACUUCCUGCAGGCACUGGUGCUAUCCAAAACCACUAACCUGGGCUACAGUCAGUUGCUGAAGUCUCUCACAGAUCCGUUUCACAACUCUCAGUCCUCAGCAGAGAGCAUCGUCAUCCACAGACAGUCCCACCACUCUGUGGCUCGCUGUGUGGCUGCUCUGUCCUCCGUCUGCCCCAAAGAGACACCAGGAACUGUGUCCAGCCUCAUACAGGAGGUAAAGAAUCCUAGUUCUCCAGAGUCUGCUCGAGUCCUGGCCCUGUUGUGUCUCGGGGAGGUGGGGAGAAGCGGCAGCCUGGGAGGAAGUAAGGAGGUGCAGGGAGUCAUCCUGGAGGCCAUCUCCUCCACCAAUGAGGAGGUGAAGACGGCAGCGUCCUGCGCUUUAGGCAGCAUGGCGGUCGGCAGCCUGAACGACUACCUGCCCUUCAUGCUGAAGGAGAUCUCCUCCCAGCCACGGAGACAAUACCUGCUGCUGCACUCCCUCAAAGAAGUUAUCAGUGCCUGUCCAGCCCCUAGUCUCUCGCCCCAUGUGGACUCUAUCUGGACUUUGCUGUUUCAGAACUGCGAGUGUCAAGAGGAGGGGACCAGGAACCUGGUGGCUGAAUGUCUGGGAAAACUGACCUUAGUCAACGCUGCCCAGCUGUUACCAAAACUUAAACAGCAACUUAAAGCUGGUUCUCCUCUUGCUCGCAGCACAGUAGUGACAGCUAUCAAGUUCACUAUUGUUGAUCACCCUGCUCCCAUAGAUUCACUGCUGAAAGACUGCAUAGGUGACUUCCUGAAGACCCUGCAGGAUGACGACAUCAACGUGCGCCGUGUUGCUUUGGUGAUGUUUAACUCUGCAGCUCAUAACAAACCAUCUCUGAUCCGUGGUCUCCUAGCGUCAGUGCUGCCUCACCUCUAUAAGGAGACCCAGAUCAGGAAGGACCUCAUCAGAGAGGUGGAGAUGGGUCCAUUCAAACACACUGUGGAUGAUGGUUUGGAUGUGCGUAAAGCAGCGUUUGAGUGUAUGUACACUCUGCUGGACAGCUGCCUGGAGGGGCUGGACGUCCUGCACUUCUUAGAUCAUGUCGAGGAAGGACUCAAAGAUCACUAUGAUAUCAGGAUGCUGACUUUCCUGAUGCUAGCCAGACUGGCCUCUCUGUGUCCUGCUGCUGUUCUCCAAAGACUGGACAGACUAAUAGAGCCACUUAAAGCUACCUGCACUACCAAGGUGAAGGCCGGUUCUGUGAAGCAGGAGUUUGAAAAGCAGGAGGAGCUGCGUCGCUCGGCCAUGCGCGCUGUCGCCGCCCUGCUGGCCGUGCCUGAGGUAGAGAGGAGUCCCACCAUGGCUGACUUUGCAAACCAGAUCAGAACAAACGCCGACAUGGCAUCCAUCUACCAGAGCGUCCAGGGAGGGGAGGGAGGGGGCUUAGGGCCCGCAGAGAGCAUGGAUGUGAGCUAGACGCUGAAUUAUGUUUUAUUAUGAUGAUUUUUCAAAUUUGUUAUACAAUCACAGCUACGUAUAUUUUGAAAACUAUAUAUUUUCCAACUCAACAUUGGGCUUUUUAGGAUGAACUUCCUGUCUGACAAAUUUUGUGAUAGACAUAUGGUGAGCUUACUGAAAUGUUACAAAUGUUUCUUUUUGUCCAUGUCGUGUUCUUCCCAGUAAGAAUUGGGUUUAAUUUGGGUUCACAUGAAAUA